Molecule: messenger RNA, 3329 nt
Organism: Nothobranchius furzeri (turquoise killifish)
Lineage: Eukaryota; Metazoa; Chordata; Actinopteri; Cyprinodontiformes; Nothobranchiidae
Product: protein FAM107B
Biological process (GO): actin filament bundle assembly; regulation of actin cytoskeleton organization; actin filament polymerization
Cellular component (GO): synapse; neuron projection; stress fiber
Source: RefSeq, a predicted model, not a curated record
CCACACAUUCGGACACUCAGACUGGCUCAGCCCUGUCUGGCUGCUCACUUCUCCACCGCUUGUUGAUCUGAAGUUUUCCUCACCCUGUGGCGAGCUAAUGGACCCAGAGACCCGGGUGUCCCGCUGCCGGGCCAAGGGGACAGUACAGUGAGGAGCAACAGAGCCGGAUCACUGCUGCUGGGAAAUAAAGAGCUGGAGUGGAGAGAAAGGAAAGAGGCCCGUUGGAGUGGGAAUAAUGGGAGCUGCUUAUGGAAAGAAGAAGUCAUACAGCAUCGACCACGAGCCACUGACCAAGCAGCAUUCUCUGAGAAAUGGAAGGCUGUCCAGCAGCAGAGCCUCUGCAUAUGCUGACCUGCAGCAGUGCCACUCUGAAGGCGUACACAGAAGGCCGUCCCCUGUGUCCAGCUACGUCCCCCCACCUGACUACCUGGACGAAGACGAAGACCUGAUCAAACCCAAGAAGCUGGUGAAUCCCGUCAAAGCUUCCAGGAGUCACCAGGAGCUCCACCGAGAGCUGCUGAGCAGCUGCAGACGAGGAGGAACCAGUGUGGAGACAAAACCAGAGCUGCAGAGAGUUCUGGAGUCCAGGAAGAGGGAUCAGCUGAUCCGACAGAGGAAACAGGAAGAAGAGGCUCGCAAGAAGAUUUCCCCUCUGGAGGCUGAGCUGCUGAAGAGGCACACAAAGCUGCUGGAGAUGGAGAAGCAGCAGGAGGACAACCUGAAGGCUCCAGAGUUCAUCAAAGUCAGAGAGAAUCUGAGACGGACAUCGUUCCACAGCGAGGAGGAGAAGGAGGUGUAGGAGGUCCAGAUGUUUUUAGGACACUGAGGACUAAAUCCACCAGGGACAUCCUGAAGAAUUAGAAUCCAGCUGGGACAGCCGAUCCUCAGGGACCCAGAUGCUGACAGCUGUGAUGUUUCAGAGUUGCAUGUAAAAUCUAGAGGAUAUGAUCAAAGAUUUGCCACCAAUUAUUGAUCAGCUGAUUAUUGAUCGAUCAGCCACUGAUUACUGAUCAAAUAGCCACUGAUUAUUGAUCAAUCAGCCACUGAUUAUUGAUUGAUGAACCACUGAUUAUUUAUAGAUAAUAGAAUAACAGGAGGUUUACAGAACCACAGUACAAAGUUGAGCUGCAGAACUUAGAGAAUGAGAAACAAACUUUUAUCUUAAUAUUUUUUCCUCUUGUCAUUUUUAAGGAGAAAAUGUUUCAGAGUGGAGAGGUUACUGCCACCUAGUGGUCAGAUUGCAGACAUGGUCUCAUUAAACUGCUCCUAUGCCUACAGGUUGAAACACCAACAAAAACAAUUAAUUUAAAACACCCAGGCUCGUGUUUUCUGCUGUCCUGGAUUCUAUUUUGGUCUACUCGAUUCCCCCACAUUGUUCUCCCAUCUCUGAGCAGCACUUAUCUUCUGCGUGCCUUUUGAAAGAGGAAAACAUCUUCGGCAGAACUGUUAAUGUAACAGCUGUUAGACACGAAGCAGGUUUGAAAUGACAGAUUUAGAUAUGGAAGCAGAUUGUAACUGAGGCCAAUCAGAUUUGGAUUCAACCAAUCAGAGAACAGGGGUUUGUUCUGGAGACAGCUAUCUGAAACCUGCUAACAGCUGCGAACAUCUGUCCUGUGAACUAAUGAAGCACCGUGUGACCACGUGCUCCACGUUAAACCUGCUCACAGCUGCUCAUGUUUACUCAGAGAAACAUUGGUUUACUGACUGUUAUGGCUGUCUCACAGCAACUGUUGGAGUGAUGGGGUUCAGUGUCAGUAGGACAGCUGGCAGAUGGGUCCCAAACCAGACCGAUGAUCUCAGAACCGGAGGUCCAGCUCAGCCUGCAUGAUACUGAGUGAUACGAGAGUAGAGCUGCAGCCAGGAGCAGAUUUCACAUGAACAGAGUUUACUGACUGGUGUGAAGCUGAAGAUGGGUCAUUCUGCUUGGCUUUGUGUUGUGACAAAACCCUUCAGGUCUGACUGGGUCAGUGAAGGAGAGCUGGGAGACACACCAGCGUCUGAUUGACAGGGAAGAUAUUCCAUUUUAGUUUUGUACCAAUUCUAAGAAAAACAAUCAGUAGAUGUAAAACUUCAGAGAGAAGGUAUGAAUCAGUUUGUGUAACUCGGUAGAGAAGAGCUCCUUCUGGGUCUCCUGGGUGUGAACUGGUUUUACUGGGAUGGUGCUGUGAAGGCGUGUUUGACCUCCUGCUGGAAGUACUCCCUAUGGAUCCAGAGUAGAGGAGGUUGUAAACAAUGAAUAACCAAAACCAUAAGGACAUUCUUCAUCUGCAAAUGAAGCCCUAGAGAUCCUGGACCCAAGUGGCUGAAGUGAUCUUCCUCUGGAAGUCUCCUGAUUUCCUCCUUCUGGAGAACCGCAGUUUGCUGAAAUAAUUUUCUGCUGUGGCCUGGGAACUCCUCAGGAGCUGGGGUUCCCUUCUGAACUUGUUACUUCCAAAACCCAGUGAUGGAUGGAUGGAUGGAUGGAUGGAUGGAACCCUGCCUGCUAAAGGUGUCUGGUACCUGAACACACCAUAAAGACGUGAGCAGCUGAAGUUCUGAUGUCAGAACUCUAAAUUAUUUUGAGUCACCUGAUCAGACGGUCUUUGUACCUGGAGUUUUACUGCAGUCUAAAAAUGUUCUGAUAUCUUCUAACUAACCUUUCAAACUAAUUCUUAUGUUUUUACAUUUGAAACAUUUAAUUCUGACAAACAUGUUCAUGACUGGAUCAAAACCUGAGCGGGUUUUAUUAAACUCCAACUAGACCAGAAGGUAACCACACUGAACCACACAGAACAAGCACCUCCAGUUCUGACGUCCCUUCGUUAAGGGUUUGUGAGCCUGUUCAGAUGUCUGAUUCUGGUCUAGCUUUUCUGGCCCAACUUUUUUGACCUCUGAAUUGUUUGGAUCAUGAUGAAGAGCUGCUGACGAGAGCUGGUUCUGGUUCAGGUGAUGGCUGAGCUCUUUCCUCCGUUCCAGAGGAAUCUUAUCGGACUCAUCGGUUCUGUUUUACUGUUGGAACCCAAAAAUCCAGAACCACAUUCAUGGUUUCAUCAUUCGCUCACAUCAACAGAACCCAGCGGUCAUGAAGACUUGUAUCCACCAGGUGUCGCAGUUUUACCUGUUUCCGGUCGGUCCCACUUCUAAAACAGAAAAGUUAUUUCUUCUGGUAUUUAUUUUCUACUUUUAAAGAAUUAUAAUUUAUUAACACAGAUUAAAACAACAAAAGCAUUUACACGUAUUUUUAUUGAAUUGUUUUGCACUUACAAGUCUUAUUAAUUUGCAUAUCUGUAUUAAAAUUCAUGAAGAAAAGAAAUCCUUUCUGUAUUAAACAGGUUUUGGACAAAACUGAA